GCGCUGGGCAAUCCCGCCCACGGGCUCGGCGUGCCGCGGUCUGGGCUCGCCCCGGGCCGGGGAAGGGCCCUAUACGGGGGCAGCAGCCUCUGGCCGCGGCGGUGCGGUGGGUCUUGACAUGUGCUCCCUUCUAUCAGGCUCCGGCUGACCCGCAGGGAGGAGGGAGAGUUGCGGUUCGGCUGGGCUUUGCCGGCUGUUCCCCCUCCGCGCUCAAAGGCCCGGCGUUUCGUUAUCUCUGUGAAGCUACAAGCGGCAGAUGCUCGGAGGAGAUGCCUACGUAACACACGUUGCCAGCAAUUGUACAAAAUACUUCACCACUGAACCAGUUGCUCAGGUACCCUGCCUGUCUUUGUUGCUAUGGGAGAUUGGAAGACUAUUACUGUGCCAGUGCUGUCAUCAGAUAGCAAAAAUAUAUUUCAAUAUACCUCAGAAAGAAAGAGAUCUCCUACAAGCAUGAAUUCACAAGUGCUACGCUUGCCACUGCCUUCAUCCAAAAACAUGCACAGCUUUUUCAGUGCCUUCUGCACAGAAGAGAAUAUUGAACAGAGUAUAUCCUAUAUUGAUAGGGAAUUGACAACAUUGGGCUUUCCUUCUAUUUAUGCGGAAUCCAAAGGAAAAGAGUUGAAUUUAAUAUCUAUCAUAAAUUGUAUAAAUGAAUUGCUUGCACUCCAGCACAAGAACCUUCGAGCUCAGGAAGAAGUAGAAAUGCAGCAUCUGAAACUGGGAAGUGAUAUGGAUCACUUACAGAACUGCUAUGCUAAAUUAAAGGAACAGUUGGAAUUAUCUAAAAGGGAAAUAGUUGGGCUUCAGGAAAGAGACAGACAACUGCAAAGCAAGAACAGAAAUUUGCACCAGUUACUUAAAAAUGAAAAGGACGAAGUUCAGAAGUUACAGAACAUAAUUUCAAGUAGAGCUACACAGUACAAUCAUGAUAUGAAGAGGAAAGAGAGAGAAUAUAACAAAUUAAAGGACCGCUUACGUCAAUUAGUCAUGAACAAAAAGGACAAAAAGAUAGCUAUGGAAGUUCUAAAUUAUGUUGGUAGAGCUGAUGGGAAGAGAGGUGCAUGGAGGACUGAUAAGACAGAAGCCAGAAAUGAAGAAGAAAUGUACAAAGUUCUGUUAAGUGACUAUGAACAACGCCAAAAACAGCUUUUAGUGGAAAAUGCUGAGCUGAAGAAAGUUCUUCAGCAAAUGAAGAAAGAGAUUAUUUCACUUCUCCCACCACAGAAACAGAAACCUAAGGAAAGGUCUGAAGAUGGGCUGGUGCUGUCAGACCUGGAGGAAGAUAUUGGAGAGUUAAAUAAAGAGAAUAUGUGGGAAUUAUCUUGUGAAACUGUGCGAGAGCAGCUUACAAACAGCAUUAGAAAACAAUGGAGAAUGUUGAAAAAUCACGUUGAAAAGCUGGAUAACCAAGUGUCACGUGGACAUUCAGGAGCCUGGAAUGAAAAAGAUGUCAUUUCAAGAGAAGACCAUGAGCUGGAAACUGAAAAGCUAGAGUUAGAGAUUCAGCAAUGUAAAGAAAUGAUCAAAACUCAGCAACAGCUCUUGCAGCAACAGCUUACAUGUGAUGAUGAGACCACUCUGUUACUACAAGACUGCUACUUGUUGGAAGAAAGAGAACGUCUUCAGGAAGAAUGGAGACUAUUUCAAGAACAAAAAAAGAAUUUUGAGAAGGAACGAAGAAGUUUUACAGAAGCUGCUAUUAGAUUAGGACUUGAGAGAAAGGCAUUUGAAGAAGAUAGAGGAAUGUGGCUGAAGCAACAGUUCUUAAGUAUGACUGCUGAUUGCAAGCACUCUGAAAAUGUGACAACUCCAAGUGCCUUCUUAAGAAGUUCUGACCAAGACAACUGGUUAGUGAAAUCUACAUCUCAGCAAAGGAAACCUCCCUCUGUGUUGAAUGGUUCUGUUUCAGCAGAACCUUGCCAGACAUCUCAGUAUAUUACACAUAACAGCGUUGAAUCAAAAAAAAUUGCUGGAGAUAGCAUGCCAAAUCUGUGGGUGGAAAGUGAUGACAAAGAAGAAACUGGAGAAUGCACCAAGUCAUGGGAAGACUCUGGAGUUGGCACUCUGCUCUGUAGAAACUUGCACAUGGAACAACUGCCUUAGACUUCUGAGGGUUGCCUGCUGGGGUUUUUGUUAGACAUUUGUUCAUAAACUUAUCGUUCUAAAUGAAACAGAAUGCUGUAGUUUGAUCAUUCUUCCAGAGGAUUAUGUGGUGAUCUGAAUUGUGGUGUGUGUAUGUGCGUGCACCUGGCUUUUAUUUUUUAGACCAUUUUUUGCCUCUUUUUCUUGCAACUCUUGAAAGAAGACAAUUUAAAAAUAUAUAAAAGCAUUGAUAUUUUUCUAGUAACAGAAGCUCUGAUUCUAUGAAUGAAGCAAUGGUCUGAAACUUUGACUGUAAUGAAAUACUGGAUCCUAAUGUUACCUUUCAUCACAGGCAGAGAUAGUACUUUUAGAAAUUGUUUAAUUACUGGAAGCAUUCAUUUAUGUUUCAAGUGUAACUGGCACUAGAUCCUCUUUUGCCUCGACUUGAAUGUACAGUAUACUGUAGAUUUUUAACAAAACAGGUUCUAUAUUUAUUGUGUGAUUUGAAAAUACCUCUUUGAUAUUUCAAUGACGUAAAGCGCAAAAUCUUUAUAUAUUUGUAAAUAGACUAAGUGGUCAUGCUGAGAAACCAUGAAAUUAAACACGUGCGUACAUAAAUAUUAUUUUACAUUGCAUUUUGAAUUGUUUUAUAGUGAUACUCAGUUUACAGAUGCAUUAGGACUUUCAAUGGUUCAGUCAAGAACCAAAGUCUUUUGAAUGUGAACAAUAAAUGUGUAAUUCUAUUCUAAAAAGCCCUGGUUCUAUGUUUUGUGUGCACUAAAGGUAUAAGCUAUCAUGGCUGUAGGGUUGUAUACAACGUCUACCAAUCUGGUGCUGGUUUUGUAUUAUGUUAAUUUUUCCUUUUAAUUGACUCCAGAAUAUUUUUUUCGUGUAGCCUUUGGGGAGUCUCUUGUUUAUAAUGUAAUAAAAAUAACCAAGUAGAGGUAAGAUGUUUGAGUCUCCUUCACUUGACUAAAUGCCUGUAAUUUUCCUUGCCCAGUACAAAUCCAUCUUGCCUCUUGUUGA
Molecule: messenger RNA, 3111 nt
Organism: Pipra filicauda (Wire-tailed manakin)
Lineage: Eukaryota; Metazoa; Chordata; Aves; Passeriformes; Pipridae
Gene: SSX2IP
Product: SSX family member 2 interacting protein
Exons: 14
Coding region: 358-2106 (582 amino acids)
Source: RefSeq, a predicted model, not a curated record